AUCAAAAACAUAGCUCAACAUCAAGCCAAGUUGGAUAACAAGUUCUCUCAAGAACAAAAUCCGAUUACCAAUAAGAAAAGCACUUUUCGUACUUGUAUAUAUAUACAUGUACUCGUCUCAAAUUUUCUACUUUGUUUUCUCUGAACAGUUUCCAUAGCGUUUAUUGCUUCUUGGUUUUCUCUCUUUCACGUACAGUCUCAUUGGUUAGGUUCUUUGUGAGAGAAUAUGGCUGGAGGAGGAGGUGUAGUGAUUGCCAGAGGAGGUAGGGAGUAUGCAGGAAGGCUAACACCUUUCGUCCUCGCAACAUGUAUUGUUGCGGCCAUGGGAGGUCUUAUCUUCGGAUACGACAUCGGAAUUUCAGGCGGUGUUACGUCUAUGCCAUCCUUCCUGAGCAAGUUCUUCCCUUCUGUGUACCGGAAGCAGCAAGAAGAAUCGACGACGAACCAGUACUGUCAGUACAAUAGCCAAACACUAACCAUGUUCACGUCGUCUCUCUACUUGGCUGCUCUUGCAUCAUCACUAGUAGCAUCGACUAUUACACGUAAAUUUGGACGAAAAUUAUCAAUGCUGUUUGGUGGUUUACUCUUCUUUGCUGGAGCUCUUGUUAAUGGUUUUGCAAAAGCUGUUUGGAUGCUAAUACUGGGUCGACUUUUACUCGGUUUCGGUAUUGGUUUUGCCAAUCAAGCCGUGCCUCUCUACCUCUCCGAGAUGGCUCCGUGUAAAUACAGAGGUGCAUUUAAUAAUGGAUUCCAGUUAUCAAUCACAGUUGGUAUUUUGAUGGCCAAUGUGUUGAACUAUUUCUUCGCAAAAAUUAAGGGCGGUUGGGGCUGGCGUUUGAGUUUGGGUGGUGCCAUGGUCCCUGCACUUAUCAUCACAAUUGGAUCUUUAAUCCUCCCGGACACUCCUAACUCUAUGAUUGAACGCAACCAGCACGAUGAGGCUAAAGAGAAACUCAAGAAGAUUCGUGGCGUUGAAGACGUUGAUGAGGAAUUCAACGAUCUUGUUAAUGCGAGUAUUGCAUCAAAGAAAGUGGAAGAUCCUUGGAGAAAAUUGUUGCAGAGGAAGUACAGACCACACCUCUCUAUGGCUAUAUUGAUUCCAUUCUUUCAACAAUUCACUGGAAUCAAUGUGAUUAUGUUCUAUGCGCCUGUUCUGUUCAAUACAAUUGGAUUUGGAAACAAUGCUUCGCUCAUGUCUGCUGUGAUCACUGGUUUGGUUAACGCGUCUGCAACUUUGGUCUCAAUUUGCAGAGUUGAUAAGUGGGGUAGGAGGAAACUUUUCUUAGAGGGUGGAGCUCAGAUGUUUGUUUGUCAAAUCGUCGUCGCAGUCUGCAUUGCCGUUAAAUUUGGAGUGGAUGGUAAUCCUGGUGUUUUGCCACAGUGGUAUGCAAUUCUUGUGGUGUUUUUCAUAUGCGUGUAUGUGGCUGGAUUUGCGUGGUCAUGGGGUCCGUUAGGUUGGUUGGUGCCUAGUGAAAUUUUCCCACUGGAAAUCAGAUCAGCUGCUCAGAGUCUUAAUGUCGCAGUCAACAUGGUUUUCACAUUUGUGGUUGCUCAGAUCUUCUUAACAAUGCUUUGCCACUUGAAGUUUGGUUUGUUCAUCUUCUUUGCCGUCUUUGUGGUCGUGAUGUCUGCCUUUGUGUACUUCUUCCUGCCUGAGACAAGAGGUAUUCCGAUUGAAGAGAUGAGCCAGGUAUGGAGGAGGCAUUGGUAUUGGUCGCGGUUUGUGAUUGAUGAUUGCGCAAACGGAGACGUUGAGAUGGGGAAGGCGAAUGGAAGUUCAACAAUCGUAUGAUCGAAGCUCCAUUAGCUUAUAGCUUUUGAUAUUUUCAGUUCAAGUUUCAGUUUUUUAAUAGGAGGUAGUUUUAGCUUUUGAUAUUUUGUAUACAGUCUAUAUAUUUCUUCGCUUUCAGUGUUGGUUUUUCUCAGCUUUUAUAUGUAGUAAUGAAUGAUUAUCUCAGCUUUUAAAGUUUUGG
Tripterygium wilfordii is the source of this 1972-nucleotide messenger RNA. RefSeq names its product sugar transport protein 1-like. The coding region runs from base 226 to 1791 and encodes 521 amino acids. Gene Ontology annotation, molecular function: monosaccharide transmembrane transporter activity. Gene Ontology annotation, cellular component: membrane. The record is from RefSeq and is a predicted model, not a curated record. Lineage: Eukaryota; Viridiplantae; Streptophyta; Magnoliopsida; Celastrales; Celastraceae. Gene Ontology annotation, biological process: monosaccharide transmembrane transport. The transcript has 2 exons.